GUCGUCGUCGUAGUCGUAGUCGUCACCGUGGUUGCAGCAGCAAGUGCACGCGUAGUGUGUGUGGUGUGUGGUGGAUGAUUGUUUUUAAUUUAGCAACCACGACACAACAACUCCUCGCAGCCGGGGCAACCAGCGCCAGCAGCAGCAGCAGCAACCAACAUCGCCAUCAUCAUCAUCAUCGUCAGUCAUGGCUGACCAAAACGAGAAAAUUCUUCAACGGCUGCUGCAACAGGACGGAAACAGCAUUUGUGCAGAUUGUGAUUCGAAAAAUCUCGAAUGGGCUUCGUACAAUAUCGGAAUCUUCCUGUGCACACGCUGCUGUGCAGUACACCGCAGCAUGGGCGCACACAUAUCGAAAGUGAAGCAUCUCAAGCUGGACAAGUGGGAGGACAGCCAGAUUCAGCGCAUGAUUGAGGUCGGCAAUAAGGCGGCCCGAUUAAAGUACGAGAACCGUGUACCGGCAUGCUACCGAAGACCAAAAGAAAACGAUCCACAAGUGUUGAUCGAGCAAUGGAUAAGGGCGAAGUAUGAACGGUUGGAAUUUUGUAUGAUUGAACGCCCCAGCUACACAUCCGGCCGGAUGGAAGGCUUCCUAAUGAAGCGCGGCAAAGAGGACAGCCGGUACCAGCCGCGCAAAUUCAUCCUGUCCGGUCUGCACGACUCGUUACGCUACUUUGUAAAGGAAAAGCGUGAACCAAAGGCGAAUCUGCGAAUAUCGGAGUUGAACGUUGUGUACGCACCGUCGAAAAUUGGCAAUCCAAACUCGCUCCAGCUAACGUUCAUGAAGGACGGCACCACGCGCCACAUUUACGUGUACCACGACGAUCCAGAAGUCAUCAACAAUUGGUACAUGGCGAUACGCUGCGCCAAGCUGCACCGUCUCCAGAUCGCAUAUCCGAGCGCAUCCGAGAGCGAUCUGGUCGACCUCCUAACGCACGAUUUCACCCGGGAAGGAUGGUUGCUAAAGACGGGCCCACGGGCAACGGACAGCUACAAACGGCGCUGGUUUACACUGGACGACCGUAAACUAAUGUACCACGACGAUCCGCUUGAUGCGCACCCGAAGGGGGAAAUCUUUCUCGGCAAUCAGCUGAACGGUUACAGCGUCCGGAUAGGGGCGCCACCCGGUGCCAAAGAUCAAGGUUUCAGCUUUACGCUGUUUACACCGGAACGUGUGUAUAACAUGUCGUCACACAGUGAGCAAGACCGGGACGAGUGGAUUGCCGCAAUACAGACCGUACUGGAACGGCCACUCAGUCCGCAGGAUAAUUCGGUAUGUGCUCGAUUAAUCCGGAAGCGUGGCGGAACCAACCCAAAGAGUAUCUUUACGGGUAGGUAAUAUAGCGUACAAAACUCUUCACCCAAUUUGACGCUAUUAUGAGAAGAUGAUGAGUGCUCGUGC
Anopheles maculipalpis is the source of this 1402-nucleotide messenger RNA. RefSeq names its product arf-GAP with dual PH domain-containing protein 1-like. Gene Ontology annotation, biological process: positive regulation of GTPase activity. Gene Ontology annotation, cellular component: plasma membrane; intracellular membrane-bounded organelle. The transcript is spliced from 4 exons. Gene Ontology annotation, molecular function: phosphatidylinositol bisphosphate binding; GTPase activator activity. The coding region runs from base 188 to 1339 and encodes 383 amino acids. The record is from RefSeq and is a predicted model, not a curated record. NCBI's taxonomy places the organism in Eukaryota, Metazoa, Arthropoda, Insecta, Diptera, Culicidae.